Molecule: messenger RNA, 807 nt
Organism: Alternaria ventricosa
Lineage: Eukaryota; Fungi; Ascomycota; Dothideomycetes; Pleosporales; Pleosporaceae
Exons: 2
Coding region: 1-807 (268 amino acids)
Source: RefSeq, a predicted model, not a curated record
AUGUCCACCUCCGCGAUCCAAGGCCCCGGCAUCCUCUUCGUUCGCUCCCGCAUAUCCCCCUCCGCCAACGACAUACUCCCCGAGCCCACUUUUCUCGCCUGGUAUGACAACGAGCACAUCCCCGAAGUAGUCUCUACAUCCGGCAUCGACUCUGCUUUCCGCUUCGUCGAUAUCCACAAGUCUUCUUCUAGCGGUGACGAGCAAAACCCAAAGCCGUUCCUGGCCUGCUACCCCAUGAAUGAUUUGGCUUUUACGCUCGGCGACGAGUUUAAGAAGAUUGGUUUCAAGAGUAGUGCGCUACCUGGUAGUGGUGUGAUCUAUGAUUUGGCAGACAUGGAUGUUAGUUACCUGGGCAUUGUGGGCAAGACACCGAGCCGAAGAGAGGGCGAAAGACGUGGGCCGAAGUAUGUGAUCUCAUCGGGUAUCCGACCGGAAAAGCAGCCAGCAGAAGAACAAGUCACUGCGUUCUUCAAACAGGUAUAUAACCCCCGUACCAUCACACAAAUCUCAACGCUCGAAAAAUCACCACAGUAUAUGCGAACACUGCGCUUCAAGCUCCUCUAUGCGAGGACGAAUGCGCAAUCUCGUGCUCUGAAGGGCUUGCCGACGACAGAUGAACCGCAUCCCGAGCCGUCGAUUUGGAUGGCUAUGCAUGAGUUUGUGGAUGUACCGGAUGAAGGCUUUUUGAAGGCGCUGGACGACGAUGUGGACAAGGCUGCUGAAGAGGGUGGUUGGGGCGAGACGGAAGUUGAGACGCUUGUUUGGAAGCUAGAUCGUGUGCAUGGGAAUGGGAAGUUCUUUGAGUAA